Messenger RNA from Phragmites australis (common reed), 744 nucleotides. RefSeq lists its product as uncharacterized. The record is from RefSeq and is a predicted model, not a curated record. Gene Ontology annotation, molecular function: nucleic acid binding; zinc ion binding. Lineage: Eukaryota; Viridiplantae; Streptophyta; Magnoliopsida; Poales; Poaceae. The transcript is spliced from 3 exons. The coding region runs from base 1 to 744 and encodes 247 amino acids.
AUGUCGAUCGUUCCUCAAGGCGAGGUGCCACGGGAGAGCGGUGGUGGGCCGUUCCUGUACCCGCAGUUGAUGACGACGAACUACACAAGCUGGGUGAUUCACGUGAAGGCGAUGAUAGAAGAUCAAGGCGUCUGGGAGGCAGUCGAGCCAGCGGCCGAUGCGGCCGUCGACGAGAAGAAGGACAAGAAGGCGAGAUCACAUCUCUUUCAAGCGCUCCCGGAGGAUCUCCUGAUGGAGGUGGCAAGGAAGAAAACUGCGAAGAAGGUCUGGGAUUGUCUCAAGACAAGGCUCGUUGGCGCGGAUCAUGUUAAGAACGUGCAACUUCUAACGUUGAAGAGCGAUUUCAAUGCCAUGUGCAUGCAGGAGGGAGAGAGCCCAGACCAGUACGCCGGAAGGAUCAACAGCAUGCCCGUCAGAAUCGAGCAGUUCUACGACCUCGACAAGAUGUUGUUCAAGGAAGUAGUGGGGCGUCUUAAGGCGUUUGAAGAACAUAGCAGCAACCGCGACCAGGGUGGUCGUGGACGCGACAGAGGCUGUGACAGAGGUGGUCGCAGUGGGAUGUCGCGUAAUGACAAGGAGAGCGGCUCGGGCAGCAGUCGCCGCAACAAGAGCCACAUCAAGUGCUUCAACUGUCACAAGAUGAGGCACUAUGCGAAUGGGUGCAAUGCACUAAAGAAGAAGGAAGAGGAGACACAUCUCACUCGUGCUGACGACACCGAGCCGACCCUGCUACUUGUGGUGUAA